This is a messenger RNA of Hemisphaericaspora subhashii, 1290 nucleotides long. RefSeq names its product 2-(3-amino-3-carboxypropyl)histidine synthase. The record is from RefSeq and is a predicted model, not a curated record. The transcript has a single exon. The coding region runs from base 1 to 1290 and encodes 429 amino acids. NCBI's taxonomy places the organism in Eukaryota, Fungi, Ascomycota, Pichiomycetes, Serinales, Debaryomycetaceae. Gene Ontology annotation, molecular function: 2-(3-amino-3-carboxypropyl)histidine synthase activity. Gene Ontology annotation, biological process: protein histidyl modification to diphthamide.
AUGGCCACCGCCGAAGAAAAUAUAAGUUCAGAAAAGCCAAAGAUACCGAAGCGUAGAUUUAUAGGUAAAAAGACAUCUACAACCACAUCCACCAGUCAACCUGGUGAACAACCCCUUAUCAAAACCGUCAAUCCAAAUCGUCAUAUCGGAAGAGUAUUAAAUCAGAUUCCAGAUGACAUUUUAAACGAUAAAGAUUUAAACAACGCUAUUAACCUCUUACCUUCAAACUAUAACUUCGAAAUUCAUAAAACUGUCUGGAACAUCAGAAAAGCUAAUGCCAAACGAGUAGCAUUACAAAUGCCAGAAGGUUUAUUAAUAUACAGUUUAAUCAUAGCGGAUAUUUUAGAACAAUUCUGUCAGGUUGAAACUCUCGUUAUGGGAGAUGUAUCCUAUGGUGCAUGCUGUAUUGACGAUUAUACUGCGCGUUCUUUAGAUUGCGAUUUUAUUGUUCAUUAUGCACAUAGUUGUUUAGUACCAGUUGAUGUUACAAGUAUAAAAGUAUUGUAUGUUUUCGUUACCAUUACAAUCGAUGAGACUCAUUUAAUCAAGACCAUCAAAUUGAAUUUUGAACGUGGGACACAAUUAGCUGUAUUUGGAACUAUUCAAUUCAACCCCACCAUUCAUUCAAUCAAACAGAAACUUGAAAAUGAUUCGGAGAAACCAAUCUAUCUUAUCCCACCACAAACAAGACCACUUUCCAAAGGUGAAGUGUUGGGUUGUACUUCUGUAAGACUAGAUAAAGAACACAUCAAAGGAAUGAUAUAUGUCGGAGAUGGAAGAUUUCAUCUUGAAUCAUCCAUGAUACAUAAUCCGGAAAUACCGGCAUACAGAUAUGAUCCAUAUUCCCGAAAGUUCACCAGGGAGUAUUAUGACCAAAAGCAAAUGAUCAAUGUUAGACAGGAUGCUAUUAAUGUAGCCAAAAGAGCCAAGAAGAUUGGACUUAUUUUGGGAGCAUUAGGUCGUCAAGGGAAUCCAAUCACCUUAGACAAAUUGGAACAACAGCUCCUGGCCAAGGGGAUUCAAGUUGUGAAGAUUAUAUUGAGUGAAAUCUUCCCUCAGAAGUUGUCAAUGUUUGACGAUAUAGAUGCGUUUGUACAAGUUGCAUGUCCAAGAUUGUCUAUUGAUUGGGGAUAUGCGUUUAACAAACCAUUAUUGACUCCAUAUGAGGCAAUGGUAAUGUUGGAAAAAGAUGUUAUGGGUAAUGAGAAAUAUUAUCCUAUGGAUUAUUAUUCCAAAGAUGGAUAUGGUAGAGGACAAUUACCAGAUCAUAGUAAAUUCAUUAAUAUAUAA